UACACACACAUACAACCUCAUCCAUACACCCAUACGCACCCGCGCAGGCUUGCGGAGCUAUGAUUCCGCGGUGCGCACUCUCCCGUUCCACACUAUUUCUUCACUGAUCACUCUCUAGGCCUGUAUCGAUCAUCUCCGACACAGGCCUGUCACUUAUUUUUUUCAUCAUUCUGAUAUGCAAAUCCAAAUUCUCUGUAGCAGUGUUGACCGGAGCUGAGAGGGCGAGUGAUUGAGAGGGGGAGAGAUGAGAGGAGGCACAUCGUCAGAUGUUUAGUAGAUUGAUUUUGGAUCCUCGCCAUCAUUUCUGCGAUUUUUUUAGUCUUUUCCUCACUCCGUGUGCCGGGUUCGUGACAUCCUGCGGCUCUCCAUGCUGUAAUCCGGGGGAAUAUGUGAAGAUCAUGCUGGCGGUGUGGUGCUUCACGGUCUUUGCUGCAGUGGGCGAGAGGCUUGCAGUCUCAGGUGUUGACAGGAACCUGGAGCAGGAUGGAAGCAUGUGGGACUGGUUUGCCCCAAUGGGCCGGGCGGAUAGUGGGGACACUGCAACCGAGAUCAUUUAUCCAAAGCGCCUGGUACAGCAAAUCAAGUCGGAGGAAGAAAUGGCUCAUGACUACUUGGGUACCAGGGUGAAGAAUAGCACCGGGGACACCUUGCCUGUCCACUUGGCCCAGAGCUGUUUCCAAGUAGAAGCCUUUGGACGCACCUUCACUUUAGACCUGGAAUUAAAUCACCAUCUUCUGUCUUCAGAUUAUGUAGAACGGCACUUUAACCAGGAUGGCAGACCCUUUCAGUCUGUGGGAGGGGAACACUGCUACUAUCAGGGAAGGUUAAGAGGUUUACCAGAGUCCUGGGCAGCAGUCUCCACAUGCCAUGGCUUGUGUGGCAUGUUCUCUGAUGGCUUCUUCAGUUACGGUAUUGAGCCCUUUCACAAUGACAGCAAUCAGUAUGAUGGUGCUCACCUAAUACGCAGGAUGCCUGAUAUCAGACUUCCGGCCCAUUGUCCAGACUGUACAGAGGACAGUGAGUGGGAUGGCAGAGGAGGUGAUGGCGAUGAUGAUGACAGACCGGACCAAGUGAGGGAGCAGCAGGCGUCUGGGGGUCUGCGACGGUCCAAGCGAAGUGUUCGCAAGCCCUCUGUGCAGACUGAGACCAAAUAUAUUGAGCUGAUGGUGGUCAAUGACAAUGAUAUGUUUGUACAGCUGCGUCGCUCAAGCAGCCAAACCAAGAACUUUGCCAAAGCUGUGGUCAACACGGCAGAUACGAUCUAUCAGGAACAGCUGAACACAAGGAUCGUACUGGUCGCCAUGGAGACCUGGACCUCUAAAAAUAUGAUGCCAGUAGUGGAAGACCCAUUGAUAACGCUGCAAAACUUCAUGAAGUACAGGAAGGACAACAUCAGAGAGCAGAGUGAUGUAGUCCAUCUUUUCUCAGGGCGUAACUUUCAUAGUAGCCGUAGUGGGACAGCCUUCACAGGAGGGGUGUGCUCUCCAACAAGAGGAGGAGGAAUUAACGAGUAUGGAAAUGUAGGUGCAAUGGCCAUCACUUUGUGCCAGAGUCUUGGCCAGAACAUUGGGAUGAGGUGGAACAAUGCACGUAACUCUGCAGGAGACUGCAAAUGCCCAGAUGCCUGGGUGGGAUGCAUCAUGGAAGACACAGGAUUCCAUCUGCCCAGAAAGUUUUCUCGCUGCAGCGUUGACGAGUACAUCCAGUUCUUGCUCCAGGGAGGUGGCAGCUGCCUCUUCAACAAGCCCAACAAGCUGUUGGACCCUCCUGAGUGUGGGAAUGGGUUUGUGGAGCCAGGAGAAGAGUGUGAUUGUGGAUCCCAGCUGGAAUGUGCCCGUAGGGGAGGAGCCUGCUGUAAAAAGUGCACCCUUACCCAUGAUGCCAUGUGCAGUAACGGACUCUGCUGCAGUGGCUGCAAGUAUGAGCAGAGAGGCGUGGUGUGUCGACAGGCUGUGAAUGACUGUGACAUCCCGGAAACUUGCACUGGAGACUCUAGCGAGUGCCCUCAUAAUGUCCACAAGCUAGAUGGAUACAUGUGUGAUAAUAGUCAGGGACGAUGUUACAGUGGGCGAUGUAGGACUCGUGAUGGACAAUGCAAGGGGCUCUGGGGCUAUAAUUCAGCAGACAGGUUUUGUUAUGAGAAGCUGAACGCUGAGGGGACAGAAAAAGGAAAUUGUGGCCCCGGUCCUGAUGGCCAAGGCUGGCUGCAGUGCAACAAGCCAGAUGUUUUAUGCGGGUUCCUGUUCUGUGCUAAUGUGACAACGAAGCCAAAGUUUGGAGACCUCCAAGGUGAGGUGACCAGCUUCACCCUCUAUCACCAGAACAAGUACUUGGACUGCAGGGGUGGCCAUGCUCUGCUAGAGGAUGGCUCAGACCUGGGCUAUGUGGAGGAUGGCACUCCAUGUGGUCCCAACAUGAUGUGUUUGGAGAGACGCUGCCUCCCUGUGGCUGCAUUCAAUCUCAGCACAUGCCCAGGAUCCAACUUUGGACGCAUUUGUUCUGACCACGGGACCUGCAGUAAUGAAGUGAAGUGUAUCUGUGACAGGGACUAUACCGGGAAGGACUGCAGUGUCUUCGAUCCCAUCCCUGAGCCCACAGUCGCAACAGGCCCAGAGAAGAAAGGUCCAAGUGGCACCAAUAUCAUUAUAGGGUCCAUCGCAGGUGCUAUUCUCCUGGCAGCUAUAGUCCUAGGGGGAACAGGAUGGGGAUUUAAGAACAUUCGAAGAGGAAGAUCUGGUGGAGGAUAAGAUCUGUCUGUCUUUCUGUCUCUGUGUCCUGUCCACUUCUGUCUUCCUCCUCGCACUGUGUCAUUUCACGUCGAAGAAGAGGGGAACAAAAAAAAAAGUCUUCCACUACUGUCCCACAAUAUCUCCAAAACCUCUUCCG
Messenger RNA from Oreochromis aureus, 2886 nucleotides. RefSeq names its product disintegrin and metalloproteinase domain-containing protein 11-like. Gene Ontology annotation, molecular function: metalloendopeptidase activity. Lineage: Eukaryota; Metazoa; Chordata; Actinopteri; Cichliformes; Cichlidae. The record is from RefSeq and is a predicted model, not a curated record. The transcript has 26 exons. Gene Ontology annotation, biological process: proteolysis. The coding region runs from base 267 to 2747 and encodes 826 amino acids.